AUGUCCACCUACUUAUUCCACGUUCUAAUAUCAUCGAUCUCUUUUCUCGUAACUCUAACUUUUCUUUCUUCCACUAAGAUCCAUUGUUCCCCUUUGACUACAAUAGAAAACGAAAGACAAGUGAGCAUCGAGGACAGCGUGAUCUCCUCUCAAAUAGUUUUCCGAGGAAGCACCUUUGUGGUCGACGAGCCCGAAGAGCGAGGAAUGAAUACUAACACGGCCACGGCCUACUUUUUCUUGAAGAAUUCUUAUAAGGGUGGAGCCGCCAUUAACGAUUUGGUGGCUAACAAUUUUGGGAGGAUAAAUGUGAGUUUUCCCGUCUCCGGACCACUUUCCCAGUACAAAGAGGACCUUGAGACGACCCCCAAGGAGUACAUAAUUUUUUGUAAUUUAAUAGAAGGAGAAAUUAGAGGAGUCGCUGCAGUGAAAUGGAGUGAGAAUAACGACUUCAGGGUUUGGAAAAUACUGGGUUGGGGAGAAUGGAGUGAUUGGUCAUCCUGUAGUGUUUCUUGUUCUGGUGGAAUUCAACAACGGGUUCGGCACUGUAAAGGACUCAAAUGUCAUGGUUUCAACGUCGAGCAACGUCACUGCAACUUAUUUAGUUGCGAGGACAUCAUCAACCCCUUGGCUAUCGAAGGUCAUAAAUCCUUCCACCCGGGGGUGGAUAAAUGGGAAAGGGUGCCAGACCGGCCGUCUGCUUGGCGUUUGCGACCCAAUUCUUAUAUUUGGCUGCCUUCCAAGGAGCUUUUCCAUUUCCAACAAGAAAACAACCUUUUUCCCAAAGAGUUUUCUGUGUUUUUGACUUUCAGGUUGACUAAUUCAACAAUGGGCACAAUCUUCAGCAUAAGAUCCCGCAGUCGUCAGGACACCUAUUUAUCACUGGAAGUGACGUCUAGGACUCCUACACCGACGCUUUCGACGCUCAAAGUGAUCCACGCUUCUACGGCCAACGGUACAGAUGUGGUUAGAAUUCCUGCGCGCCUGGAUGACGGUCAUUGGCACCAACUUGCUAUCAGUUUUAGAAAUAACAACGUCAUAGAAAUCUAUGUGGACUGCAUAUGGUCGACGACUGAAAUUUUGCGACCUGAAUCCUUAGAGAUACCAGAUGAUUCUGAUCUUAUAAUAGGAUACCUAUUUACGGGUGAUUUGGAACAAUUCUCUCUCAUUCCACAUCCAAAAAUGGCCAGUCAGCAAUGUGAAGAUAUUCGUGUUCCUAUAACGGAUUACCAAGAAAUAGUCAAUAGAUUUAAAAUAAAACAGAAAACUGAUUAA
Molecule: messenger RNA, 1272 nt
Organism: Psylliodes chrysocephalus
Lineage: Eukaryota; Metazoa; Arthropoda; Insecta; Coleoptera; Chrysomelidae
Source: the annotation of a GenBank genome assembly